Messenger RNA from Peromyscus californicus insignis, 5240 nucleotides. RefSeq names its product X-linked lymphocyte-regulated protein 5C-like. Gene Ontology annotation, cellular component: synaptonemal complex. Gene Ontology annotation, biological process: meiotic cell cycle; spermatid development. The record is from RefSeq and is a predicted model, not a curated record. The transcript has 8 exons. Lineage: Eukaryota; Metazoa; Chordata; Mammalia; Rodentia; Cricetidae. The coding region runs from base 290 to 1162 and encodes 290 amino acids.
ACACACACACACACACACACACACACACACACACACCCCUCAUAUAUGUAUACCAGCUGGGCCCACUUGCUGGGCCUUUCUCACGUAUAGGUGCUGUUCCAGCCAAUCAGUAAGCAUGCUUGCUUGUGGGGGCAGACAGUAGCUAGGUGUUACUUUCCUCAAAAGAGAAAGAGGUUUCUGAGGGGUGGGUCUCGGAAUAGGAUUGUCUUGGUGGGUGACAAGAAAUCAGCAGAAAGGGCUGAGAUUGAGGGCUACAGGCUUGUGGAGAGCUCUGCAUUCAACCAGAAAAAUGGAACAGAAAGUGAUUGGAUGUGGUGGGAUAUCGGUGUCAUCCUCCUGCCUCCUCUUUGCUCCAGCACAGCAAGUGCCAGGACACAUGGCCACAGCCUGUGGAGUCCCGGUACCUGUUUCCAUUGCCGUCAUGAAAUUGCUUCUUGGUGUCUUUACUGUCUGUGCACACCAGCAUUUCAGGAGUCCUGCCCAGCCCAGCAAGGCCCCAGCCAUGUCAAGCAAGGAACAGAAAGACAUGGAGAGACGUGCCAAGCGCCCAAGGGUUGAUCAGAAUCUCCCAUCAGAUGACUUCCAGAACCCAGAUGCAAUCACCCCCGCAAACAAUCCAGCAGUUGAUACCAGUGAGAUGGGCAGCUGUUCCUCAGGACCAGACGUGCAAGAGGCCAGGGAGCCUGUUCAGAAGAGGAUACCGGAUGUCAAAGGUGACGUUACUCGGUACCUUCUGGCAAAGAGGAAGCAGUUUGAAAAGGAUAUAAAUGCCUCUUUGAGCAGCCUGAAUGAAAGCCUCCAGAGUGUUUUCAAAACCCAACAGAAGUCAAGGCAGGAGCUUCACUCCAUGCACUCCCAGAUGUUUGAGUCUCUCUAUCACAAGUGGCUGGACGAGGUAGGGAGAGCAAGGGAGCAAGAAGAACACCUUACUCUUAUAGCUCAGCAGCAGAUGAAGAUUUUACAGAAAGCUAUAGAGGAUCAUGAAACCAGGAUUGAAAACGCUAAAGAUUUAUGUGACACAUUUUUGAAGAAAGCCAAGGACUUGAGUGAACAUCUCAAAGCUUUUAUUGGUGGUGAAGAAAGUGAAGUGAAGAAAGAAAUCUCCAAGGCGCAGGACAGAGUUAUCAUGGAAACUCUCCCACUGAUGACGUGUGGUGUGUGAUGGCUCCCAGCCCGCCCUCGCUAGGGGCGCUGUCGCCACCUGGACACCUUGGGCUGCUCAAGGAGCCUUCUAGGAAAGACAAAGACGUGAGGGGGAGCAACUCAGUGGUGCCAUUGAGAACCAAGCCCUUCACAACCCUCGGCUUCUAAGGUACUUUCACCGUGUCUACCCAUUAAGCGUGAGCUCUUUGUCCCUACCUUCCCCACCACCACCCACCACCCACCCCACGCCCCACCCAGGAUCCCAGUCACCACUGUAAACCUGAGGGGUUUUCCCUUUUUCCUUCCGGAGACUUAAACUCAGAGCUCCAAGCAUCCCGAGCAAAUCCAGAGCUGCAGGCUUUCCUGGUCCCUGGGGCCCCUUAGCCGCUACUCUGCUUUCUGCCACGUCAGCUCAUCUCCGAGUUGGACAGCUCUUGUAGGUGGAAUCAUUCGGCAAACCGUCCUCUUGAGUGUACCUGUGUCUGUCCGUUUCACUUAGCAUCCUGGAUUCAUGAUGUUUCACCCACAGUACACAGUUCCUUGUGUCUCACCUCGCCUAUGUAGCGGCUUGAACCAGUGCUCCUCCAUUCCUUUCCACACCCGAAUAAUAGUCCACUGUAUGCUAACAAGUCUUUGGAGAAUAUUAUUUUAAGCUGUGUUACUCUUGUUUGUGUAGCAUGAAUCUUAAAGAGUCUUGUUAAUAAAACCAACCCAGGGCCAGGUAUUGGGGUGAAUGCUGGAAGAUCAGAGAAGCAGAACAAGCCACAGCCACCUCACCUUGCCAGUUCCUCAGCUGAUCCCGUUUCCUCAGACUGGAAGGCUCUGAGUCCUCAUCCAAAUGAAUCUCAGCCGAACUGCUGCUCAAAAGCCUAAAGCUUAACCAGCCAAAUGCUUCUAGUUUCUGGUCUCCACACCUUAUAUAUCUUUCUGCUUUCUGCCAUCACUUCCUGGGAUUAAAGGCGCGAGUCACCAUGCCUGGCUAUUUCCAGUGUGGCCUUGAACUCACAGAGAUCCAUGCCUCCAGAAGGCUAGGAUUAAAGGUGUGAGUGCCACCAUUUUCUAGCCUCUGUAUCUAGUGGCUGUCCUGUUCUCUGACCCCAGAUAAGCUUAUUAGGGUCACACAAUAUUUUGGAGAACACAAUACCACCACAUUCCCCCCCCCUUUUUCUGUCUAAAAUUUAAAAAAGCUUAUAACUAAUGCAAGAAAAAAACUAUAUCCAAUAAGUAUAUACAAUAUAUACAGUCAAGAAUUACAUUAACGAUGUCUAGUCCAUUAACAUUUGAAAGAUUCAGACGAAUAACUCCAUUAAUAUAUAACAACGUCCAGUCCAUUUGCAUUUGAUAAACUCAGACAAAAAAUUCACUACUUAUCCUAUUUAAAACAAGUAGUUCCUUUUUAAAAGUAGAUUUAAUAAUUGACCUUUUUAUCUUAUCAUAUCCAUAUUCUCUUUUUUCUUUUCAUAAUAGAUUCAAUAGUCUACCUUUUGUCAUUUACAUAUCUUCCCCUUUUUCUUUUUAGAGUAGAUUCAAUGAUCUACCCAUUUAUCCUAUGAUUUCUUUAUCUUUUUUCUCAGAGUAGAUUCAAUAAUCUACCUCAUAUCUAUAUUCUCUUUUUUCUUUUUCUUUUUCUUUUUUAAACGAAAACUCUGGAUCUAAUCUCCUUGUUCAGCUUUCUUCCUGGCCAAUAACAAUUAACAACUUGUAACCAACCGUCAUAAACAAUGACAAUAUCCCUAACUUACUAAACAACCAAAAAACACCCACCCCACUUCUUGGGAAUGUGGGUGUUGUGUUCUUGAAAUUACUUCCUGCUUUCUGGGGGUGAAGACAUCUUUAGGGAAUCCUAAAGAGAAAAUUUUGGGGCUAAUUGUCAAGUCCUGAUAAAGUUAGUUGUAUCAUUUGUCCAAUCUCUGCAUAAUGGGAAAGUGCAGGGCUUGUCUCAAGUCCUUGCUCGAGUUGUCUAUGAAUCUGGAUCAUCUCAGCUAGCCAUCUUGAAAAUGUUCUGAGCAGUUUGUAGUCCAAAGUCAAUCUUUUGGUGGUGUUAAUCAGCUUAAUGCCUUUAUCAUAGUCCAUGUGGAAUCGUCAUUGUGGGCUCCUGUCAUCUUUUUGAAGAAUUCAAAGUUGCUGUUAAGCGUGGUCAUGGUUCCUGUAGAUUUUUAUUUUUUAUUUUUAUUUUUCGUGCCUCCUCUGUGGUUUGGAGCAAUCACAGUCUGAUAAAUAUCUGUCUCUCGGAACCAUGAAUGUUCUUCCCUAGAAGAGAAAAUCUUCACAGCAAUUUCUCCCCACCAUUUGUCUCGCCAAACGUUUCCAAACUGACCUUUGCCGAUGCUUUCUUGUAACACGAUGGUCCUGGCAAUUCUUCUCGGAACAAGCAGCAGUAAACCCUUCGUCCCAGGUAGCAGCAUCACCGCAGUCACCAACAUGAUGAGAAGCAGCUUGUAGCUCAGAGCAGAAGCCACCACCUCGGUGGUCCUGCCUCCACUGUUUUUGGUUUGGGCCAGGCCACAGCUUCUCCUUAGCAAGCCUCCCAGGCUGGCCUCAAACUCGGGAUCCUCCUGCCUCUGGCUCCUUCAAUAAAUCCAACCAGUGUGCCACCACAACCAGCCGAGGGUAGCUCGGGCCUGAGCUGGGGCCCACAAGGCCACAGGCAAGCGGCUUUUUUGUGAAUUUGUACCACGAACGUUGGGCGCCAGAUGUAGCAGGAAUCUUACAAGGUCUUAUUAAUUAACUCAAACCUAAGGCCAGUUAUUGUGGUGAAUGCUGGAAGAUCAGAGAAGCAGAACAAGCCACAGCUACCUCAUGUUUGUGUUUCAUUUGUUUAACUCUGUGAAGCUGUUACUGUGCCUGUCUAAAACACUUGAUGGUCUAAUAAAGAGCUGAACGGCCAAUGGCGAGGCAGGAGAAAGGAUAGGCAGGGCUGGCAGGCAGACAGAAUAACUAGAAUGAGAGAUCUAGAAGAAAAGAGGAAGUCACCAGAGAAGGAGGAGGAUCCAGGGGCCAGUCACCCAGCCACACAACCAGCUAUGGAGUAAGAAACAAAGAAAAGUUGGGGUAUUGUGCUUAUUUAUGCAGCUCAUUUAAAAUGCAGUGUAUGAAUAAGAAAUGAGGUUGGUGGUUAAUCUAUAAUGAUCAAACUUGUAGUCACAUUAGUUAUGUUUUCAAGGUUAAAUAGGUAUAUUUUAGAAGAAGUGGUCUUCAAACACUUCAAAGACCUAUGGAAUAUGGCAUUUAAAAUGUUUUGUUAACUUAAGGUGUUUCAUGACAAUGAGACACAUCUGCUCCUGGCAGCACCAAUUUCCUUCAGAGAUGAUGGGCAUCAAAGACACUCCUUAUGGAGUUUGCUUUCACUCUGGCAAGGUUAGCCACUGGGCAAAUAAUCUGCUCUUGCCUUUGACUGCUGACAGUGUGCUGUGCAGACUGGACUGUAGCUGGAGUUUUCUCCAGUCCUGCCCAGCACCAUGGGCCCUGCAACCACUUAUAAAAUAAUCACUCAGAAACUUAUAUUAAUUAAACUGCUGGGCCAUUAGCUCAGGCCUACCACUGACUAGCUCUCACACUUAACUCAGCCCAUCUCUGUUCAUCUAUAUGUCGCCACGUGUUCCGUGCCUUUACAUGAUGCUCCCUGGACGGCAGGCUGGCGUCUCCCCCAGCUUCCACCUCCCAGCCUCUCUUGUCUGUUUGUCCCGCCUAUCCUAUACUUCCUGCCUGGCUACUGGCCAAUCAUUGUUUUGUUUAUCAAUCAAUCAUAGCAACAUAUAUUCACAACAUACAGGACAUCCCACAGCACUGGACAUGCAGGACACACGGUGACCGCUGAAGUUUGCCAAAAUGAGGCAGAACAGUCCUCCAAAAUUCCUGUUUCACAGAAGAGUCUGUCAGAUAUUCUGCAGGACACAGAGAAAAGCGACUGAUGAACUUUGCCAAAACAAGGCAGGACAGUCCCUCAAAUUUCCCGCUUCACUGAAAAGCCUUCCAGAUACUCUAGGCCUGUAGGCUGAAGAUGGAUGCCCCAACAUUGCAGAAGAACUGUGCGUGACUGUCCAGGCAGCUAAAUGUUUCUGUUGUUAGGCAAUAUUAUUAAAGGCUAAAUAACUAGA